Messenger RNA from Gasterosteus aculeatus aculeatus (three-spined stickleback), 3472 nucleotides. It is a transcript of the gene bcl2b, whose product is annotated as BCL2 apoptosis regulator b. NCBI's taxonomy places the organism in Eukaryota, Metazoa, Chordata, Actinopteri, Perciformes, Gasterosteidae. Gene Ontology annotation, cellular component: mitochondrial outer membrane. Gene Ontology annotation, molecular function: BH domain binding. Gene Ontology annotation, biological process: regulation of apoptotic process; intrinsic apoptotic signaling pathway in response to DNA damage; release of cytochrome c from mitochondria. The record is from RefSeq and is a predicted model, not a curated record.
CCCCCACACACCCCCCACCCCCACCCCGCCCCCUCUCCCGCGCCCUGCUUGUGCGUAAACGCCGCUAAAAUAGUUUUAGGUGGCGCGUGAAGCCACUUGGGGCGCAUCCACCUUUGGGUUCAUUCAUGUUAUUUAGUCGCAACACUUCCACGUCUGGCUGAUGUGCACGGGAAUACAGCAACGGCACUCCGACCUCUUCCGCAUAUUGGAUUUCAAUGCAAAGAGAAGGUCGCCAACGUCCCCUUAAGGAUACGAGGAAAUGAAGACUGACGCGGACUCUGUACGCUCUUUUCUUUUUCACUUUUGAAACGUUUUCCUGCGUCGUUUUGUUUUGAUGAAGGGAUUGUGAUCAACUCGCGAGGCGUUCGCUCCAUGUGCGGGAUUAGUCGUUGCCCUGCGCGCAUCAGAGAUCAGUCGAGUUCUGGAUAAGCCCGCGCGUUGUGCAGCGCACCGAUUCGAUCAUAAUGUAUUUGAUUUAAGACAAACACCCCCGUCUAUGUAAAAAAAAAAAAGGAAAAAGGAAAAAAGCGCCACAUUUACGCCGGUAUGUCGAACGAGUGCAACCGCCACAUUGUGGAAAAGUACAUCUGCCAUAAACUCUCCAAACGAGGCUACGCGUUCGGAUUCGAUGACGUCGGGGAGGAAGACGCAGCCAGCAACGGCUCGAUGGUUGUCCCGCCGCCGACCGCGGUCCGCCGGUGCCGCGAAGCCGGGCCCGACGGCGAGAGCUUCCCGCGCCUCUGCAAACGGCUGCCGCAGUCCGACCCGACCGCCGCCGCCACGCACCGGGUCCUGCGCGAGGCUGGAGACGAACUCGAGCGGCUGUACCAGCCGGACUUCACGGAGAUGUCGCGGCAGCUGUACCUCACCUCCACCACGGCGCAGAGGCGGUUCGCCGAGGUGAUAGACGAGCUGUUCCGGGACGGGGUGAACUGGGGCCGCAUCAUCGCUUUCUUCGAGUUCGGCGGGACGGUGUGCGCGGAGUGCGUGGCCAAGGAGGAGAUGGCGUCGCAGGUGGACAACAUCGCGGAGUGGAUGACGGAGUAUUUGAAUGGACCUCUGAACAUCUGGAUACAAGAUAACGGGGGAUGGGACGCCUUUGUGGAGCUGUACGACCGGCAGAGGGACUCCCUCUUCAGCAGCUCCUGGCCCUCCAUCAGGGCCGUCUUCGGUCUGGCUGCUCUCGGGGCCGCCAGCCUCACCAUCGGCGCGUACCUCACGCAGAAGUGAACGCGCCCCUCUUCCCUCCUCCCUGCCCCCUUUUUCCAUUUUACAGGUUCCCACUGACCCCCCGCGGAGACCACCUUCAGACUCUCUCCAAUCGUGCUCUCUUCAAAGCCCCCCUCCCCGCCUUCAGAAAACUCCCUCCUCCUCACCCCGUGUCAAAACGGACCCAAAUCAAACCGGUUCGUUGCAGUCGCGCCGAGCUGAGCAAACGGCGGAGGAGGAAGGAGGCGGCAUCACUGGCCUGCAUCUCCUCCCUCUUGUUUUUGUUGUUCUGCCUGCUUCUGUACCAGUUAUAGCAUGAAUGUUGAGCGUUAGAGUAGACGUUGCAUGUGUCAGGAGGCCUCGACAGUGGAGGGUGCACGGACAAUGAUGCCCCACGCCGGAAAGGCCACAGCCCCGCCCCUGCUUGUUAGGGUGAAGAUCCCCGUUUGAACUAUGGAUGUGGGUUAACCCGCCACCCCCCCCCCCACCCACCCACACUCACUCCUCCACAGCCGUCCUUCAAAGGACUUCCUCCUCAGAAUGUUUAAUGGAAGCGGCUCGCUAGGACCAGCGUGGCUCGUGUCUUCUGCUUUCACUCCUCAGCUCAAGUCAUCUCUGAACGCGCUCCACCAUUACGCUCCCAGCGGCCCCCGAGGGCCAAGACUGAGCCCCCUCAUCUCUCCUCUACAGCCCGACAGCUCCUCAAUCCUGAUCUGUGUGGGGGUUUUUUUUGUUAUUUUUGCAGCACGCCAAGUCCCCAAAGUGUGUUGUUUUAUCACAGAAAAAAGAAGGAAAAAAAAGAAGCACAACAAGCACGACAAUAAAUUCACGAGUUGAUGAACAUAUUGAGCACAGCGUAAAAGUAACAACGCCUUUUACGGUUUUAAAUGUGCGAGGCCACUGGACAGGAAUCCCUCGGCUUGGUGAAGCACCAUCACGGCUCACAUAUCCGCACCAAGGAGCUCCACGGAAGGCCGGCCGCUCUUUUCGAAUUCCCACCAGCCGGAACCAGUCCGCUGGUGGGAAGAUUCCUUGGGCUCACCUGGGCUUCGGAGCAGACUCGCUCAGCAUGUGUCCUCCAGCUGCUGGAGUCCGCUCUGACAAAAGGGGCACGUGUUUGACGUGGACGGAGUAAAAGUCGGCGUGGACGACCAGCAGCAGGUCUCAGUUUAGGACUAAAGCCGGCGCGUCCCGCGUGCUGGAACCCGAGACGUCCCCUCGCUCCGGCCCGCUGACGCAGUCGCUCAUCGAUUCGGCUCAUUGAUGUUAGUCUUGUGUUACAGUCGGAUAGAAGAUCUGGAAGUGCUUAUAAGCUACGAAAUAUUUUGGAUUAUAUUUUGCAAUGUUUUUUCCUCUCUUUCUUUCCUCGGUCAUUAAAGAUGUUCAACUUCUUUGUUGCAUGUACGGAAGACAGGUCUGUCUUCACACAACAAAAAUGUGUCACCGUGUUUAUAACAGAAUAGGGUAGCAUAUAAAACACAAAUAACAGGAGCUGCAUUCUUCUAUUUAUUGAGAGGUACCUGAUCACAGAUUUAUUAUCAGUACUUUAACAAAAAAUUGUUUUCACUUUUUCUAUUCUACGGAAUCACACUGUAAUUUUUUUUCCUGGCUGCUAUUAUAACAAGGUGAUUUUUGUGUCGUAUUAACUAUGGCUUAAGGCUGCUGUACUGUUGAUUUUACUCUCACUCACAGCUUGAACUGCCACAGAUUUACAGUAAUGUUCUAGAGAGCUGGAAACCAAAGUUAACUUGUAUUGAUCUUUAAUUUCAAUUUCAACUAAAAGUAGCUUAAAGAGAAUAGCCGUGAUCCCACCGGAGGUCGUUUGUCUCGUGUUACUGUGCUAUCCGCUUAACUUUAGUCAACUCAGUGCUUCUCUGUAAACUGUGGACCUGCCGGACUCAAACACAGCCUCAGUUGGCCCCACAAACCACAUUUCCCAUUACAGCAGCUCACAGUGUGUGAAAUAUUUCUAGUGGUGUGUGUGUGUGUGUGUUUGUUUGUGCGCGUGUGUGUAAGAGGGCAUCACAAGGUGAUUUAUGAGCAGUGAACGGCUCAACAGCAAUAUACUGUCAUUUUUAUAUUUUCUGUGCAUUUACGAAUGUAGGCGCCACGUUGCUGUACUGUUUUAUGUAUAAUCAAACCUGUAGCACUUAAAAAAAGAAAGAAAAAAAAGAAAGUGAAUUGUGUUUCUGUUGUUUACUGCUUUAAUCCACAAUAAGCUAGCAGGAUCAUAUUGUUCCUAAUAAACCGGAUUUCUCAAGCA